CGUUCUAUCAUUUCGUUCGUCGAGACCUGCAGACGCCUGUGUCAGUCAACACACGAACUGUGGACAGCAAAACACCCAAAAUAAACCUAACCUCACAUCACAUCAAAGCCCAGAGUAGGUGAUAAUUUUUCUAAUGACCAGCCAUGGGUGAUGAGGACAGCCAGGAUGAACUCAUUAAUAAGAAUGCCUACCUAGGCAAAGGCAAAAGACAAAGUGCUUCCAUACUCAGUGACGAAGGUGAAUUAAGUGAUGAAGAUGGGGACGAACUUGAAGAAGGAGACACAGAAAGUGAAGAGGAAGAGGAGGAUGGUGAUGAUAUAGAUGAUGAUGAUGGUGAGGAAGAAGAAGAGUAUAGUGACGAUGCUGAAGAAGAUGAGAUUGAAGGAGCAGAGAAGGAGUUAGAGGGGUCAGUCGGAGGGACAGAGGCUAAGUUUGUUGGCCUGAGUUCGGAUGAAGAUGCUGAAAACUGCCCCAUCUGUCUCAACACUUUCCAGGAGCAGGCCUUGGGAACUCCGGAGAGCUGUGCACAUUAUUUCUGUCUCGACUGCAUCUUAGAGUGGUCAAAAAAUGCUAACUCUUGCCCUGUGGAUCGAAUCAUCUAUACAAACAUCUGUAUGAGAUCUUGCUUUGGAGGGAAAAUCCUCAAGAAGAUUCCUGUUCAGAAUCAUGCUGCUGCCAAUGAACUGGCAGAGGAGGACAAUACACAGUGUGAGGUGUGUGGCAGAAGUGACAGAGAGGACCGCCUUCUCCUCUGUGAUGGGUGCGAUGCUGGGUACCACAUGGAAUGUCUUAACCCCCCACUGAAUGCAGUUCCAGUAGAGGAAUGGUUCUGUCCUGAAUGCGCUGUUCAAAAUGCAUCUCAUGGUGCAGCAGUAGCAGUGGAAGAGGUGAGCGAGGAAGAAGUGGCCGCCCUAGUGGCUGAUGCAGUGCCCACCACCAGCCGACUGCGUACCAAUACAGGGAGGACACGAGCCAUUGCCAGGACUCGUCAGAGCGAGAGGGUCAGAGCCACCGUCAACAGGAACAGGAUCAGGAUCACACAGGCUCAGACAGCACAGCAUGUUCCCGGGUAUCUGAUGGAGUCCUCCAUGCUUGAUGAUACAAUUAACUCUGUUGUUGCUGGUCUCAACACGGCAGUAUACAUUCGCCCUCUAACACCACGAACAGGAACCACAGGGAAAAGGAGAAGAGCUAAGAGAAGAAAAACCACAAAACCCCAAUGGAAAAAAACUAAAACUGGAACAAUAAAAUCUACCACAGGAAAAGGCACUAAAAGACGUAAGCGCCGAAUUAAGAGGAGACGUUCCAAGAAAGAAUGGCAGGUAAGAAAGGACACAACUGCACGCUCCCGUAUUGCUAAAAACCUGGGGAUUGGUAAGCCACUUCAUGGGCUCUCAGUUCCAUCUGUGUACAGACAAGUGGAUGCUAGCUUGGAAGGCAUGAGGUCAGAUAUUGGAGCUGCACCCCUGUCAGUCUAUGGAAACCCAUUUCAGCUGGAUUUGUUUGAUGACAGUGCACCUACAGAACAGCCUGCAAGUUCCUUGUCACCAGUUGAAGUCAAGAGAAAAGGUCUUUCUCAAUCCGCUCUCAGAUCACAUCAGCCAGUAGCAAGGCCUAUUUCAAUUGGACUUUCAAGGGGAGGGUUAAGUAUCCCAGAAGCUGAGGCAGUUGCAGAGGCAGCCCCGGUACCCGACCUAUUAGGAAGUAUCCUGUCAGGACAGAGCAUGCUACUGAUGGAUAGUUCUGAUGUUUUGAUCAACAGAGAUGGAUCUUUGAAAGCCAAAAAUCCUGUUGUUACAUCAUUAACUACAUCUUCAAAGAGAAGUGGUUCUCGAGAUGGAGAUACAUCAAUAGAAAUGUACAGUGGACAUUCAUCUCCCUCAGGAACAAGUGCCUUUAGCCCCAGAGGACCAACUGAGAUGUUAGACCUUAAUGUUAAUUCAAGACCUUCUAUGUCUAGCUUAUUUGGUUCUAUUGGUGCUUCUGGCUCUCACUCCUUACCAUCAACACCAAAACCAUCUUCCCAGCCAGAACAUUUGUUCAGUUCAAGUCCAACUACGUCAGUAACUGUAUCUAUUAGGCCAAAGACUUCAGUGACUCCGAGACCUAAUAUGUUACACAGCAUUGCAGAUUCUCGUGGUACUGCUUUAAAAACAGAAGGGAACAGUAUAAAAAAUGCUAGCGCUCAACGAGCAAUGUCCACUGUGCAAUCCUCUUCAAAGAACACGAAUGGUAACUCUGAAUUGCAUUCAAAGAGUAGUACAGGUGUUGUCAGAAGGAAUCCUCCAAAACCUGUUUGGCUUGAUGUGUCCGAACUUCCUAGAAUACCAAAGAUUAAAAGAGAGAAUUCUGGAGACUCACAGCCAAGUGGUAGCAGAAAUAACGGCAUACCUGAUUCGUGCAUGAACAGAUUGAUGGGUAAUGGAGAUCGUGAUAAGACAGCGGACCAAGGAUCAUUAAGAGGUGAUCAGAGUAAAAGUGAGACCAGUGAAAGACAAAGGCAUGGUCCUGGAAGCUCCACCUCUACCAAUUACAGUGGCCAUGCAAGGCCAGUGUCUUACAGUUCCCAGGGAAAUACAGGUUCUUCAACUGUGAGCUUUAGGAUAAAUACAAGUGGAAAUUUGUGGCAUUGUAGGAGACUUGCUAAGACUGGUGCUUUCAGUAACCCUUUAAAAUCUGCAGAUGACUCCCACCAGAACUCUAGUAAAGAAAAACAUAAUUUAUUCCCUUCACAUUCAGAGAAAAAAGAAAAAAAUAUUAAAAAUGAAAUUUAUGAUCCUUUUGAUCCCACUGGCUCUGAUUCUAGUUCUUCUGGUAGCAUCUCAGAUAUAUUUCAGAGCCCUUCUUCAGAAAGUGAAACUGCCAGCUGUAGUGUUCAAGAUUCAGUAUCUCAGGAGCAAGAAUUACAAACUGCAAACUUAUUAGCUAGACACCAUGAUAAUGCUGAAAAACUUAAAGUCAAAGAUAUGGAUUUGGAAGGAGGGUCAGAUUUAGAGGAACAAGAUGCUUCUAUGUCAUCUGGAGAGGGUGUAAAAAAGGAACAUGUCCGUCUGGGGUCAAGUAAUGACCCUUUACCAGGUGGAGGUAAGGGCGAUACAAAUGACAAAGCCAAUUCGACAGAUGAGGAGAUAUUUAGUAAAAUGUCAAGUAAAGUACAUCAAAAGGAAGCACAUUCGCACUCACGAUCCAGCUCAACAUCAAGUACUAGAAGUGAAAAGAAAUUUAAGAAGAAUAGGAUGAAGCCUGUCUGUGAAGAACUAAAGUCUAGUGCAACUUCAAGGUUGGGCUCGCAAUCUGCUCAUAGCAAGAAGCAAAGUUGUAAAUCUGGGGACAGAAGGACUUCUAAAGACUGUUCUAGAUCUAGUAGUGCAGAGGCCACAAAGAAAGCAUUGACCAAGGGUAAAAGUAAGGAAAAAAAGGCAAAACGUUCCAGAUCAAGGUCACGAGAUAGGAGGAGAUCUAGGUCCCGUUCAGCAAGUUCUUCAUCCGAGGUGUCUGAGAGAUGGAAGAAGAGGAGGAGGAGGUCAAGGUCAAAAGAAAGGAGGCAUUCUCACUCUAGCAGUCCCGAAAGAGCGGAAAAGAAAAAGCCUAAGCGUGAAAUAAGCUAUGAAAGAUAUAAUAAUAGUAAAGGGAGGGGGGCAAUAUUAAAGGACAGAAAACAAAGGAGAUCCAGUUCAAGAUCAAGAUCAAGGUCUAGGGAGAGAAGGAAAGGGGGGUCAAGGUCACAAUCCCCACCAAGAUCUAAAGAGCAAGGAAGGUCAAGGUCAGAAGAGAGAAUGCAGAGGUCUAGGUCACGAUCCAUAGAAAAGAAGUGUGCAGACAGUGGAGAUUUGUCGCAGUCUGUACAGGGGAAGGGAGAGAAAAUCCUGCAAAAGCCAAGCAAGUUUUCUGCAUCGUCUUCCACCAAAAAAGUUGGGACAUCUUCGAUUGUGGUUGUGAAGGAUGAACCAGGCAUCCCAAAAUCUGCACCCCAAAUCAUGGAAAGUUGCAUUAAAGAUAGUGUUGGUCUAGAGUCAAAGGUUAAAUCCGAGCUUGUGUGGUCUGAGGAAGCUAUUUUAUCUGAGAACCAGGUCUCGAGUAAAAUAAAUGUUGACAUUGUUUGCGCUCACACUGUAACUAAAGACAAAACUAGCAAGUUAAAAAUAGGUAAUGUAACCCAAGAAGCUUUCCAAAAACCAGAAUCCUUUGGUAAAGUAAAGAUUGAAGAAAUAAAGUUGGAAGGCGAUGUCCUCAAUACCCUUGAUUUCAUAAAAAGUAAUGAAGGGAAAGAACCAAAAUUGACAAAUUCCAGUGUAAGCUCAGAUGAACCAGAGUUGAAAGUGAAGCAGGAAGCAGUCAAGCCUGUGUCAGAACCAUCUGCAGUGAUUGCUGGCUCCAAGUCCAAGGAUCUUGUCAAAAGAGUGACCUGGAAUCUGCAGGAAGUGGAUCAGUCAUCGUCUUCAAAGACUGCAAAAAUUCCACUUUAUAAAAUGCAACGAAGAUGCAAGGAAGGCACCUGGAAGGCACCGGAUCACAGCCAGGCGUUGAAUCAGGAUUCUUCCCAAACCAUGCCCCUGGCCUCUACAGUUCCUCCAGAUUUACCCUCCUGUGCCCCAAUCAGCCCUUCCCAUGUUAGUUCUGUUGCUGGACAGACCUUCCCACCAGAACUGAAUGUACAAGCUGGUGUGUUAGAGCUUGGAUUGAAAACAGGAAAAGAGGAAGCGAAAAUUAGCAAAAGCAGACAUGCAGCCGACAAGGCAAAAAAUGAAGAAUACAUGAAGAAACUUCACAUGCAGGAGAGGGCAGUGGAGGAAGUUAAACUUGCAAUAAAACCCUUUUACCAGAAAAGGGAUAUCACCAAGGAGGAAUACAAGGACAUUCUGCGAAAAGCUGUGCAGAAGGUUUGUCACAGCAAAAGUGGAGAAAUCAACCCUGUCAAAGUUUCAAAUUUAGUCAAGGCAUAUGUCGACAAGUACAAGCAUGCAAGAAAACACAACGAGGAGUCUGUGGGAUCAAGUUACCGAACUGAAACGAACCACGAAGCACUGGACUCUUGAAGGCCAGUUCCACUCCAAAGGAAGCAGUUUUUUAAAUAUUAUUAACACAGACAUUUAUGGACAUUCGUGUUCUGUUCUACUAACAUUAAAGACGAAGGGCACUGAAAAUGCGUAUUAAUGUUUGAAACAGGACUUACCCUCUUUACGCCUAUUUUACACAUGUAUUUUCACAGAUUACACCAGGGAAGUAAAAUCGUGAAAAGCAUGUUCAAGGUCUAUCAACCUCCAAGGGUGCAUUUAUACUGUAGUUUUUGCUUGUUUUUCAGAAGCUGAUUGUGAAAUUCACAACAGCAUUAGGUCAGUAAAGAGUACCUGUAGUUAAUGUCCUCCCUUAGUAAUAGCAGAACCUGUUAAUGCUCUAUAUUAAAUUAAAUGGUACCAUUAAUUUCUGUAUUCGUGAGAACUGUGUGGGCAGAUCAUGUUAGAAGAUAGCUAAUUUAUGAACAGAACCCAAUUUGUAAUAACUGAGCCGUGACAUACAUCUGUUGUAGGUCGAGCCCAUUGUGGGCCACCACUUGUCAAGAUUGUCUUUUGGUGCUAUUUUCCAGUCUGUUUUUUUUUUUUUUUUUUUACUGAAGGGAAUGGAUUUUUCAUGUUUUGAAUAUUCUUUAAAAAUUCAUAUUUGGAUGUUAAUUCUUGUAUAAUACAGGAAUGUAUAAAUCAUCUACUCUGUCCAAAGUGACUCCUGUAUUAAAAGCAUGGCUAUUUGGAAUGAA
This is a messenger RNA of Acipenser ruthenus (sterlet), 5752 nucleotides long. RefSeq names its product PHD and RING finger domain-containing protein 1-like. NCBI's taxonomy places the organism in Eukaryota, Metazoa, Chordata, Actinopteri, Acipenseriformes, Acipenseridae. The record is from RefSeq and is a predicted model, not a curated record. Bases 144 to 5036 code for a protein of 1630 amino acids. The transcript has 18 exons.